ACAUAAAAGCAACCCAUAAAGGGCCAAAGUGCCAAACCCCCUUUAAGAAUAGCCAAUACUCUUAUGCAUCAAAACCCACCAGACCAUUCCUUACUUCCCCUGUUUUCUGAACAAACCAAUUUCUAGAAACUCCCAAGGAAAAAUCCUGCAACACAAAAACCAUUCACCAAUCAUGUGAACUCUCAACCAGAAAACAUAUUUCGUUUCACAUCCCCGAAUGGCUUUACUCACAAAACCCUUUUCUCUCCUUUCUCUUUCUCUGCUUUUCUUAUUAUCACUGAUGGUUUUUUGUCAUCCUACAACUGCUGCAGACACCACCACCACCUUGAUUUUCAAAGGAUGUGCAUCCCAAAAAUUUCAAGACUCGUCACAGGUUUACUCUCAAAACCUGAAAACACUCUUGUCCUCUUUGGUUUCACAAUCAUCACAACAAACUUUUGCCACCACAACUUCUGGUGACGGCCAAAAUGCCAUCAUGGGACUCUACCAAUGCAGAGGCGACCUCGCUGUCACUGAGUGCAACACUUGUGUGAGCAAAAUCUCAGACAUGGUUGACAAACUCUGUGGAAAAUCCAUAGCAGCUCGGAUUCAACUCAGCGGGUGUUAUCUUAGGUACGAAAUCAUUGGGUUCAAGCAAGUGUCUGAGACCGAGUUGAUCUACAAGGUAUGUGGGUCAACUCAGGCGAGUGGAACUGGGUUUGAGAACAAAAGAGACAUGGCCUUCAGUGUGUUAACGAAUGGGGUAAAAAAUAGUGGGUCGUUUUACACUGGGAAAUAUGAAGAAGUUUAUGUUUUAGGGCAGUGUGAAGGUGAUUUGGCAAGUAAUGAUUGUGGGGAUUGUGUGAAGAGUGCUGUAGAAAGAGCUAAAGAUGACUGUGGAAAGUCGAUUGCAGUGCAGAUUUAUCUCCAUAAAUGUUACAUUAGUUAUAGCUACUACCCAAAUGGUGUGCCUAACACUUCAUCAUCACCAUUAACAGCAGGUGGAGGGACCAGGCAGCAUACACAGAAGACGGUGGCGAUUGCAGUGGGAGGAAUAGCAGUGUUGGGGUUCGGAGUUGUUCUUUUGAUGUUCGUUUGGUCGGCGGUGAAGAAACGUGGUGGUAAGCAAUAUGAAUGAGAGGAGAUUCAAUCAGGGCACAUGGUUUCCUACAACUUAAAAGUUCCUAGUAUGAGAUUGUACAGUUGAAAAUUAUAUG
Molecule: messenger RNA, 1196 nt
Organism: Pistacia vera
Lineage: Eukaryota; Viridiplantae; Streptophyta; Magnoliopsida; Sapindales; Anacardiaceae
Product: plasmodesmata-located protein 1-like
Exons: 2
Coding region: 218-1117 (299 amino acids)
Biological process (GO): transport of virus in multicellular host; plasmodesmata-mediated intercellular transport
Cellular component (GO): plasmodesma
Source: RefSeq, a predicted model, not a curated record